Pseudophryne corroboree (corroboree frog) is the source of this 3397-nucleotide messenger RNA. RefSeq names its product DENN domain-containing protein 1B-like. Gene Ontology annotation, cellular component: intracellular membrane-bounded organelle; cytosol. Bases 236 to 2857 code for a protein of 873 amino acids. The transcript has 22 exons. Gene Ontology annotation, molecular function: guanyl-nucleotide exchange factor activity; phosphatidylinositol phosphate binding. Gene Ontology annotation, biological process: endocytosis; endocytic recycling. The record is from RefSeq and is a predicted model, not a curated record. NCBI's taxonomy places the organism in Eukaryota, Metazoa, Chordata, Amphibia, Anura, Myobatrachidae.
GUCUACAGCCUCCACAAUUUGCAGACCUGACCCAGCAGUCAGGACCAUUGCCGGGGGAACCUGUGAGGCAAGAAGUAUCCAUGGGCAGGCAGUAGGCCUGGCAGCGACUCAGCGAAGAGCCUUCACCUUUGCCACAACGAGCGUGCCACACAUGGACAAGACAUGACCAGACACAGCAACGAUGAAAUAAGACUGUAAGGGUCCACACAUCCACAGGAGACUGCACACCAGCAUCAUGGGCUCCAGAAUUAAAGAGAACCCAGAAAGGAUAUUUGAAGGAUACUUUGAGGUUUUGUGCCCUACAUCUUUGGACAAAGAUCCAGUGCUAAAAAGACAAUUCCCUGAGCAUUUUGAUGACCAGGACUCUGUAACAACGCUCACAAAGUUCUGCUUUCCCUUCCAUGUAGAAAGAUGGCAGAACUCGUCAGUCCAGCACUUCAGCUUUACUCUGACCGAUCUCCAGGGCUUCCAGAGAUUUGGGUUUUGUCGCCUUUCUGUACAGGCCAAAAUUUGCACUUGUAUCCUGAGCUGUCUGCCCUGGUUUGAAUUUUUCUACAAGCUCCUCAACAAUAUUGCAGAGUAUCUAGUGAAGGACCAGGUCACUGAGGUAACUGACGUCCUACAGUCUCUCUACGACCACCCGGUGCCGGAGGUGAACCAGGCUCUGGACCUGGAGAUGUUUUCUUAUUUCACUGCUCCGAAUCCUGCAAAACUUCCAUCAAUUCCUGAAAAUAGAAAUCUCACAGAGUUCCUUGUGGCUGUCCAAGUGGAUACCAUGCUGCAGUUAUACGCCAGCCUGUUGUGUGAGAGGAGGAUCCUCAUUACCUCCAGCAAACUCAGCACCCUGACAGCCUGUGUCCACGCCUCUGCCGCCCUCCUGUACCCCAUGUACUGGCAGCAUAUCUACAUCCCCACACUACCACCCCAUCUGCUGGAUUACUGCAGCGCUCCCAUGCCUUAUCUGAUCGGGGUUCACAGCAGUCUGAUGGAGCAAGUCACCACCGGAGCUCUGGAAGGCGUUGUAGUAUUCAAUAUGGACACAAACAACCUGGAGACUCCAUUUGAAGACCUGGAUAAUCUGCCCCCACAUGUGGUCUCCCUACUGAGGCUGCGUCUGACAAAGCAGUCAGCAUUCAUGGGUGACAGGGUGUCUUAUGCCUUCCUUGGUGCCCAGGCUCUGCUGUUCGGAAGCUACAGGGAUGCCCUCAUCUGCAGUCCGGGGGAGCCGCUGUCUUUCUGCCAGGAGACCUUCCUGAAGCACAAGUCCAGCUCGAUGAGGAACUUCCUGCAGAACGCAGUGCACCUCCAGCUCUUCACGCAGUUCAUAGACAGCCGGUUGGAGAAGCUGAAUUCCGGUGAGGAAUUCACAGAUGUCUUUGAGCAGGAAGUUACCACACGUGGUCUAUCAGGAGGCUCCAAAUCUUAUCAGAUGUGGCUGGAAAACCUCAAGAAAGGAGGUGGAACCCUUAUCAAUAACAUGAAAAACCGGACACACCCCACAGUCAAGAACAUGCUGAGAUAUGCUAAAGGACAAGCCAAAACAGGUCUGCAAGGAAUGAAGAGACGUAUAAAACCCAAGGAACAGCAUCCGCUUCAGCGUUUGGGUUCAUUCAAAGCUGACCGAAGUCCUACCCAGAACCACGAGAGGCUGCAGAACCGGAUGCCCAUCACAGAGCACUUUGGACAGCCUCGUCCCAAGAGACCGGGAAAGCCGUAUGUGGAAGAGAACACCUGGGAAUGCCAGAGAGAUGUUGAAGGAACAUGUGAGGAGAAGGAUCCUGAGUCUACUGAACAAAUGGAGUUCCCCCUCCUAGACGAUGGUAUGGAUCUACUAAAUGAAAUCUUUGAAACCCUAAACACAAGAACACCUGGAGAGAAAUGUGCAUUAUACGGGGCACACAGUCUGGACUGCUUCCACCUAGAGGACAGUCAAUACUUCAACCAGUUCCACUCCAUUAACUCCCCCAGUGAUGAGAAUCUCAGCCUCAGUUUGAGCCAGCCUAGAAAUUCCGACCUCUGGUACCUGCAAGAAGAGGAUGAAGGUUCUUUGGACUGCCUGGAAUCCCUGGAAUCCCUCUCCACAGUAGCUGAGGACAUUUCAAACACCUCAGAUACCACUGAAGUCAAAUCACUAGAGAACAAGUCAUCCAUUCAAGAAGACUCUUUUCAGGCAGUAGAAGACACUGAAUUAACCUCAGAAGUAACAUUCCAGACUCCUGAGGUAUCCAUCCCUGAGAUCAUCACGGCAACAUCUCCAGAGGUUAUAUCAAUAGCCCUUAAGCGGACUCUGCAGGAACCCAAGGUCACAACUGAGCAGAAUGCAACUACUCCAACCCCAGAGCCUGAAAUUCUUCCCCCAUUGAAAGAAGCUGAAAAGCAGAAGAAUCUUUUGUCAGCAGUGCCAACAUUGACCAAUAAGGAUACUGGGGACACCUCCCACACUGUGUCUGGACCCUUUGUACGUGCAGCUCUCUCUCAUUUUCAGGCAGGCCCAUUGGACCCUAGAUUGGUAUGGACUGGGACUAAGAGAGAUUCCACAGAGUCCCCGAGAGCUGGAUAUAGUUUGCGCUCUUUUAACACCCAAAGACCCAUCUCUCAGACUUACUGCACCCCAAAACCAAACACUCAAACACAUAGUAUCCGCCCACCUUUCCUUAGGACCCAGAGCACACCAAAAUUAGAAACACAAAGCAGCCCCACAUCUGCCAUACCUAAACUCUCCACCCAAUUGCAUGACACAACAUCUGCAACACCCAACAGAACCAAUGCUGACCAGGGCAAUCUCCUUCCUCCACAACCAGCUGACUGGAGCUUACCCACAAAGGUUUCAGAGCUGAAGAAGAAGUUCGAAGCAUAAGCAGCCUUGGUAUUCAAGUCUAGGUAUCUGCUAAUAUAGCUUACAUACUAUAACAAAGGCUUAGGCUGGGUACAAAUGUGCCGAUAUACAAUUCGUACGGGCAAUGAACAAUAUAUCGGCUGGACCAUCGUCUCGUGUGUACAGCUAUAUCUGAAUGGCCUAGUUCACAGACAUCAGCAUGGCCGAUGCAAACAUGAAGAUAUAUUGGUACAUCUGUGUGCACAGGUGACCCACCAACCGGAUGAUGUAUUGGCUGCAGAAUCCACUGAAUGUGAUGUCACAAGUGGGCGGGCUUAUUCAAAUGGGUCUGCUGGCCAGACAUCGGGCAGUGGAUUGGUAAGUGUGUAUGCACCAGAACGUUUGUGCACAAACCUUACCAAUCAUUAGACAGGUCAGCCGAUCCUGUUGGACUAGUGGUCACCCAGCCUUAGAAACCAGCAACAACCAAGCAAUUUUGAACUAUUAUGUCACCCCUUAGGUGAUAUACUAUUAUUAUUAUUAAGAAUUAAAAAAAGGCAAUUAAAAUAUAGAAAGCUAAAA